AUACUUCUGAUGGCAUGCCUCUCGUGUUGUGGGUGCAGUUGGGCUAGCUCAGAUCAUCAGUGACCCAUGGGACAGACUAGACCUGCCUGCCUCACACUCCUGGGCUGUAAGGAGUCCCUCUGAAGAUAUUCUGUGCCCAAGCCUGUGGGAGAGCCAUCCAAUCCCAGACAAGGACUGUGUUCUAGGGAGGCUGGGCCUCUGUUAUGCACCUGAAGCCACACUGGCAGCUCCAGAAGGAAGCGCGGUCUCUGGACAUCACCCAGGAGACGUGGCCGCUGCCCAUGCGCCACCCCCGGGCUGUAAACGAAGAAGCGUGCGGCGCGAGCCUCCUGACACCAAGCAUCUUUCCUUCAGCCUCUUGUGGCAAAGCAUCCUCUCGCCAGCCUUUUGGGAUCAUUUCUCCAAAUGUUCUGUGCAGCAUGAGUGGGAAGAGCCCCGCAGAGAGCAGCUUGAGUCUCAAAGCCAAAAAGCAUGUGCCGUCUGCGACAAUCCACCAGGGCGAGGACGGGGACGGGCCGCUCGACAUCUGGGCCGUGGUGAAGCCGGGAAACACCAAGGAGAAGAUCGCCUUCUUUGCAGCCCACCAAGGUAGCACAAGGAUCGGCUCUAUGAAAAUUAAAAGCUCCUGGGAUCUAGAGGGGAGAGCCACCAAACGGAGGAAGAGGUCGGGGGAUCUGAGGAAAGCCAAGGUCCAGUUGGAAAGGAUGCGGGAGGUCAAUAGCAGGUGCUACCCGCCAGAACCUUUUGCGUGUGGCAUCGAGCACUGCUCUGUGCACUACGUGAGUGACAGUGGGGACGGCGUCUAUGCAGGGAGGCCUCUGUCCGUCAUCCAGAUGGUGGCCUUCCUCGAGCAGAGAGCCAGUGCUCUGCUAGCCAGUUGUACGAAGACCUGCACCAGCGCCCCAACAGCUGUGAGGCUUCCUGGGCACCCCAGAGGUGUGCCCCCAGCCUUCCCUGCCCCUGGAGCCUGUGAUGCAGUCGGGGAGAGGGGCACUGCUGAGGCCGGCGAAGCCCCAACCGAGCCGGUCCGCGUCCUGGACAUGGUGGCCAGGCUAGAGUCCGAGUGCCUGAAGCGGCAGAGCCCGAGGGAGCCAGGGAGCCUCUCGAGGAGCAGCAGCUUCCGCCGCAAUGUGGGCCGGGUGCUGCUUGCCGGCGGCACGCAGGCUGACGAAGGCAAGACCAGCAAAGGCGCCGUGGAGGCACCUGGCGCUCAGGGAGACCCUGUCGGGUCGGCAUCUGAGGACUGUGGCCCCUCCAGCGCUGAGCAGUGUUCUCCUAAGGAGGACCAGGCCUGGGAGGAUGGCCCACUGGGCUGCCCCUCAUUGCCAGCCGGUGUGGGUCUCCAUGUGGCCCAUGAGGGUCCAGAGGCAGGCCAGCGUGCUGCCAUGAAGAACAGCAGCAGCAGGCCUGAUGUGGAAAUGACCGAGGAACUAAUUGGGUCGCCCUUCCCUCCGCACACCUGUCCCCAAGCCACUGAAUUGCCCCCCAAUGCUGUUGACUGCACGAUGAGAGAGUUUGUACCGCUUACUAGCCAAACGCCUGCGCAGAGGAGGAGAGAAUCCGGGGGGGUCAUCAUCGCCGUGUCCAAGGCAGAGCAAAAGCAGCCUUCUAGCCUCCUCUCCUGUGGCGACCCGCUUCCAGGACGGCUCUUUUUCCUGCCGCCUGGCCAGCCCGAGUCACACUGCUCACAGUCGGAUGAAAGCACAAGAGAGUCUUCAGAGGGCAGCCCGCUGGCAGGCGCCCCCGCGGUUGGGGUUGACCGCGCACCUAAGGACAAAGGCGCUCCAGCCGAGCCCUGUGUGGCCCCCGCCUUGGCUGCCGAGAGGGCACUGCCGGUGGUGGAGGCGUCCAGCUGGAAGAAGCAGGUGUCUCAUGACUUUCUGGAGACCAGGUUUAAAAUCCAGCAGCUGUUGGAGCCUCAGCAGUACCUGGCCUUUCUGCCCCACCAUAUUAUGGUGAAGAUCUUCAGGUUGCUUCCCACCAAGAGUUUAGUGGCUCUUAAAUGUACCUGCUGCUACUUUAAGUUUAUCAUUGAGUACUACAACAUCAGGCCGGCGGAUUCCCGCUGGGUUCGUGAUCCACGCUACAGAGAGGAUCCUUGCAAGCAGUGCAAGAAGAAGUAUGUGAAGGGGGACGUGUCCCUGUGCCGGUGGCACCCCAAGCCCUAUUGCCAGGCACUGCCCUACGGGCCAGGGUACUGGAUGUGCUGCCACCGCUCUCAGAAGGGCUUCCCCGGCUGCAGGCUGGGCCUUCAUGACAAUCGCUGGGUCCCUGCCUGCCACAGCUUGAACCGGGCAAUGCACAAGAAAGCAAAAGGGGCCGAACUGGAGGAGGACGAUUUUUAAGUCUAUGCAAGAGGCAGCCAAACCUGCCCCAGCCCCCACGCUGAGUGAGUGGUAACCCCCAGAGUUGUCACUGGAAGGAACCCACCAGGACAGCCUGCCAUCGCUCAGGCGGGUUUCAAUGCCAGUUCCCCAGCUGCACCUCACGUUUGAUCCAGAGGUGGUGUACGCGCG
Echinops telfairi (small Madagascar hedgehog) is the source of this 2516-nucleotide messenger RNA. It is a transcript of the gene FBXO34, whose product is annotated as F-box protein 34. Lineage: Eukaryota; Metazoa; Chordata; Mammalia; Afrosoricida; Tenrecidae. The record is from RefSeq and is a predicted model, not a curated record. Gene Ontology annotation, molecular function: protein binding. The transcript is spliced from 2 exons. The coding region runs from base 204 to 2345 and encodes 713 amino acids.